Messenger RNA from Sesamum indicum (sesame), 2970 nucleotides. Its product is annotated as DHHC-type zinc finger family protein. Gene Ontology annotation, cellular component: Golgi apparatus; endoplasmic reticulum. The record is from RefSeq and is a predicted model, not a curated record. Gene Ontology annotation, molecular function: protein-cysteine S-palmitoyltransferase activity. Gene Ontology annotation, biological process: protein targeting to membrane; peptidyl-L-cysteine S-palmitoylation. Lineage: Eukaryota; Viridiplantae; Streptophyta; Magnoliopsida; Lamiales; Pedaliaceae.
AUGUGUGUGUGGAUGUAAUAAAGCUGAGCUACACCAAAAACACACACACAGCGCACCCCUCCACCCCUUCUAAGUUUCAACCCCUCCCCGCCGUCUGCUUUGUCCGUUUGCGUUUUGUACUUUGUUUGCGCUGCGUCCCACCUCAGUAAAACGGACAAAGUGUUGACCUCCGGGUUUGGAGAAGGAGAAAAGAAGAGAAAUCGACACACAGAAAGCAGUGGAGUAGUGUGUGUUGAGGGAAAGGGCAGCAGAGGGGAUAAGUGUUUGUGGUGAAGUAAGAAAGUGAUGGUGAGAAAGCAUGGCUGGCAGCUGCCUGCACACACCUUUCAGGUUGUUGCUAUUACAGUGUUUUGCUUGUUGGUGGUAGCAUUUUAUGCUUUCUUUGCUCCUUUCAUGGGUGGCCGAAUAUGGGAGUAUGCUCUCAUUGGCGUCUAUUCCCCUGUGGCUCUAUUGGUUUUCAUUCUGUAUGUUCGCUGCACUGCAAUUAACCCUGCAGAUCCUGGUAUCAUGUCCAAAUUUUAUCCUGAGUUAAGAAACGAAGCAAGGGAAAAGCACGAAUCAAUUGCCCACGGCCUGAACAGAAAAUUUGAUGAAGUUAGCAAUGGAAGUCAUUCAUGCCCAUCUUCAGCUUCCCGAAGCUCCUAUGCAGGAGCUAAUUCUAGCAAGAAAGGUUCAGUUGAGUCUGUAAAAUCCCAUGCUCAAGUUAACUUCCCAAGAAGGCGUUCCUUUUGCUAUUAUUUCGUAGGAAUUUUCUGUGGAGUCUUCGUACAUGAAGAUUGUCGGAAACAAGACGAGGCAGCUGAGCAGGAAGGUACAGGGGAAGAUGCAUUGUAUUGCACGCUGUGCAAUGCUGAGGUUCGCAAGUUCAGCAAACAUUGUCGAAGUUGUGACAAGUGUGUUGAUGGAUUUGAUCACCAUUGUCGGUGGCUUAAUAACUGCGUGGGCCGGAAAAACUAUGUAACGUUUAUCUCACUUAUGGCUAUCAGUUUAGUUUGGCUCGUUGUCGAAGCUGGAGUGGGCAUUGGCGUUCUAGUUCGUUGCUUCGUUCAUAAGAGCCAUAUGGAGGCUGAAAUAGUUGAUAGACUAGGAAAUGGUUUCUCUCGUGCUCCGUUCGCGACUGUUGUGGCUAUAUGUACAGCAGUGUCUUUGCUGGCCUGUGUACCGUUGGGGGAACUUUUCUUUUUCCACAUGAUACUAAUUAGAAAGGGCAUUACAACGUAUGAGUAUGUUGUGGCAAUGAGGACCAUGAGCGAAGCACCAGCAGGAGCAUCUGUAGACGAGGAAUUGCCGAACAUUCUAUAUUCUCCGUCUGGAUCGGCAACAACCGGUUUCAGCGGUGGAAGCUCGUUAGGUCUCCAAUAUAAAGGAGCAUGGUGCACACCUCCGAGGGUGUUUGUAGAUUACCAGGAAGAAGUUGCACCCCAGUUAGGACCUGGAAUGGUCCCGUCUACUGUCGAUCCAGAUGCAGCCGGAUUAGGUGACAAGUGGAACAAGGGACCGAAAAAGGGAGUUCGAAUCAGUGCAUGGAAGCUUGCUAAACUAGAUUCGAAUGAGGCAAUGAAAGCUGCUGCAAAAGCAAGGGCGUCGUCUUCUGUGUUACGUCCCGUUGAUAAUCGCCGUUUGCCUGAUUCUGAAUUAAGUUCCAGCGAGAAUGCAAGUGUUAGAAGCAGUAUGAGCACUGACACAGGAGGAAACAAAGAUGUGAGGAAUGAGUUUAGGCUCUCGCCUCUGAGGAACUCUUUUGCUCCCAGUCAAGGUAGCCGGGACGAAUAUGAAACAGGCACUCAAAGUGUUAGCAGUUUCAGCAGCCCUAGCCAUGUUCAUGAAUCUGUCACACUGAGCCCUCUUCCUCAAGCUCGUGCUUUCAACCCACUUGCUGCUGCUAGUUCAGUACCCGCUCUCGUCCCAGAGCAGCCCCUAACCUCUAGAGUUGCCGUCCCAAGUAAAAACAACCCUGUUUUCCCCAGCUUGUCAGGAUUUGAUGAAAAGAUUAUGCAAAGGCACAGCAGCACAGACCCGUUACUGCUCUCUGCUCCUGCUGCUCAGGCAACCUCCUUGAUUAGAGACGUCAAAAGGACGUCUGUGGUUUGGGAUCAAGAAGCCGGAAGGUACAUUUCUGUUCCGGUAUCAGCUUCAGAGGCCCGUAAACGACCAUCCUUACCACCUCCAGCAGCUGUAACAAAUCCUCAUUCUGUGACGGGCACCCAAGAUAAAAGACCUGCUGUUCCGCCUCAGGAGCCAUUGCGGCCCUUAGCAAAGCCUGAAGCCCGGCAGUCUGAGAAGCUAACUUACACCGGGCAAUCCAUCUUCUUUGGUGGCCCACUUCUAAGCGCUCCCAUUAGAGAUGGUCUGAAACGGGAGGGGGCUUCAAGCUCAAGAGACGCACAGGAUAAACUAGCCAUAACUUUGCCACGAGAAUCAAGAUUUAAGAGGGACUCUGUCUCAAACCAGCUUCCUAUCUUCGUUCCAGGGGAUUCAGAUUCAAAUCCUUCACCAUUAUCUGGUCUGAAGUAAGGCAGCCAUCCGAGCCGAUUCUUUCAAACCUUCUAGCAAUACGGAGCUGAACUUGGAGAAGCUGCAAACUGGAAGAAACCUCUUCAAAGGGAGCUGAUCUUGGAACCCCACAGGAACCUCUCUUACAAGGGCAGCUUCUUAGGGCAACUGAGUGGGAGGUUCCAGCGGUUUCUUCGGACUCGAGACUAUUUUCUGGCAAGAAAGUUUUUACUCCCAAAAUCUCUGGAAUUUAGCCAUUUUGUUUCUGUCAUGUACGUAUUUGUAACUGAGAUCAAUUCACGGCUAUUUCCGUUUGGCGGCUCGCUGUGCUCCCACUGUCUGUGAGAUUUAUACUCAUUCUUAGCUAUAUUUCGGGAGGACUUAAUGCUCUAGAUUUAUGUAUAUUAUUGAUCAGCGAAAUUUGGAUUUGAACGAGCUUAAGCAUACUGCAUAGUGAACGGGUUACACUUGUUGUCU